Molecule: messenger RNA, 2514 nt
Organism: Amphibalanus amphitrite
Lineage: Eukaryota; Metazoa; Arthropoda; Thecostraca; Balanomorpha; Balanidae
Product: 40S ribosomal protein S12, mitochondrial-like
Exons: 4
Coding region: 928-1653 (241 amino acids)
Biological process (GO): translation; protein lipoylation
Cellular component (GO): ribosome; small ribosomal subunit; mitochondrion
Molecular function (GO): lipoyl(octanoyl) transferase activity; structural constituent of ribosome
Source: RefSeq, a predicted model, not a curated record
GUUGAACGAUAGAGUUCAGUGCAAGGCCAUCUAUAGAGUUCAGUGGUUGAACGCAAGGCCCUGUGAUACAAUUACGUACAUCAACAUUACUAAUCAAUCAGUAAUCGAUUUUGGUAAUUUUUCACUGCCGUCGAGGUACCUAUCUUUAUUGACAAUGUAUACUUUUAUUUGAUAUUCUUCUAAGUUCUAUGUACCGUGAUUUGAUGCUCCAGUUGAGCUGAGCCUGGGCAGUUGAGACAACAAUACCAACCUGAACCACACAUUUGCAUUUUUGGCAAGCCACGUUCUAACAUCUACCCCUACUUUGACCUGUCAAGCAAAUGUGGGAUACAAACUGAGCAAUGCUGAGCAACCAGUAGCCAGCCAUAUUUACCUCAGUAUCAGUUCAUAAUGUUGUAUUGAUCUGGAUGUGAAAUCGGAAUUACCAUCAUCUAAGAUUCCGGCACUUCUGGAACGUUUCAUUCUGACAGCGAUCCAUUUGGAUUGAAUCAUUCAUCACAAGAUCCGCCGGCCAUGGGCCAUGGGUCGCCACAGUGAGCUGCAGCGCUCCGUGCUCGCGCUGUACCGACAGUGCCUGCGCGCCGCCGCUCAUAAACCGGGCGCCGCCGCCGCCGUCCGCGCAGAGUUCCGCCGCAACGCCGACGUGCCGCGCCUCGAGGUGAUGCGUAUCGAGUUCCUGCUGCGACAGGGCCGCCGCAAGCUGCAGAUGCUCCAGGAUCCGCACGUGUCGCAAAUGGGCCAGUUCCGCAGCGACGACCAGUGACCAGCGUCUGCAAGCUGAGCGGUUUAGCGGCUUACAGGAUACAGCAGCACGGUUUGGACUGCUGAUAAGACAGGACUCUGAGGAGGGCUGAGUUAGCAUCACGAGCUGACGGUUUAUCAUCUGGCCUACUCCCUUUGCCACAUUAAAGACUCUUCCACCGCACGAUGAGCCGGCUGGUGCGUGUGCGCCACCUGGGUCUGGUCAGCUACUCGGCCGGCCUGGCCGCCCAGAGGGCAGCACUGUCGGCCCACCAGGCGGCGCUGGCGGCGGGCGGGCCGGCGCCUCACGAGCUGCUGCUGCUGGAGCACAGGCCCGUGUACACGGUGGGCCGGCGGCAGCAGGGCGCCGACACGGCCGCAGAGGAGGCGCGCCUGCGCCGGCUCGGCGCCGAGUUCGAGCGCACCGGCCGCGGCGGCCUCAUCACCUUCCACGGGCCCGGCCAGCUGGUCGCCUACCCGAUGCUGAACCUGCGACAGCUGGGCGUGCCUGGCCCCAGGAGGUACGUCUGCCUCCUGGAGCAGGCCAUCAUCGACGUCUGCGGUCAGCUCGGUGUGUCGGCGGCCACCUCUCCACACACGGGCGUCUGGGUGGGCGACAACAAGGUCUGCGCGCUCGGGAUUCACCUGACGCAGCGCGUGCUGACCUCGCACGGCCUGGCGCUCAACUGCUCCGUCGACCUCGACUGGUUCCGGCACAUCGUGCCGUGCGGCAUCGCCGACAAGUUCGUCACCUCGCUGACAGCCGAGCUGGGCCGCCCCGUGGCCGUGGCAGAGGCGGCGCCGCUCGUGGCCGAGGCGCUGGCGGCCCGCCUCGGCUGCCGGCUGGUCUGGGAGGACGGCGACCGGCCGGCCAGUGACGUCAGCGCCGCUCAGCCAAUCACCGCCGAGUGACGCCGGCCGAGUCGCGCCAGCCGAGUUUGUCCGGUAUUUAUAGUGUUUGCUAGCUACUAACUGGGCAUUUCCACAUUUUAUGAAAUUGCUAAACCUGUAGCGGUGCGCUGUGAGUUGUGAAGUGAAAUGGGAUGUGUGGUCGCAUGUUGGGUGGCCGGUGGGAUGGGAGUUAUGACGGUGAAAUGUGAGCUGGUAUCUGUGAUGGGUUGGAACAGUAAAAUGUGCGACUGUAUGAGCGAUGGGAUGGUGAUAGAUAACAGGCGUUAUUUCACACUCAGGCUAGACAUAGUCUGUAGGUGAGUAAAGUAAGUCAGUUACCUCAGCUAGGGGGUCGAGGCAGGGUAUAAACCAUUGAAGGAUGGUUAAAAACCAUGCAGCCACAAGACGCAAAAAGAGCCGUGAUAUAUCAAUCAGACGUAGGUACCUACCGUGUUAUCGUCCAAACUUCAAGCUUCUAAGUUGUGUGUUGCACCACACAGCGGUCGGUGCCAUGGCACCGCGGUCGGUAGACUCACAGUGUAUAUAAAUAUAUAAAAGGUAGACUGUAGCUGAACCCAAGGCCUGAGCCAGAGGGCUGAACCCGAAUUUUAGCUUAUUAGGUAUUCAAUAAUUUAACACGUUUGGCAAAAAAGCAUGACACAUUUAGGCCUCUUAUGCUAAAUUUUGUCCUGAAAAUUCGCUUAGUACCUAACUAUCUGACGUGGAAUAAAUAUCGGUAAUAUACGAUCACUGUUUUGCUAUUUAUAGCUGUUGCGAUGCUUUCUAAUUCUAUCUGUAUUUUGCCUGUCUUGGGAAUGCUUGCUUUGGAGUUUAGUGAUGCGACAGUAAAUGGAGAAAUGAAUAGAUAGAUGUGCCUAGGCA